Molecule: messenger RNA, 2657 nt
Organism: Physella acuta
Lineage: Eukaryota; Metazoa; Mollusca; Gastropoda; Physidae
Source: RefSeq, a predicted model, not a curated record
GGGAGUAAUAAUAAAGAGUACAUCAUAAACUAUAACAUCUGAUACUCCAGUAGAUUCACGCAAUGCAUUGCGCCAAGUACAACUUGGUUUGAACAGAUCAAUGAAAGCAGGAUCGUCCAAUGUUUUAUGUCGUUUUACAUCAAAUGCACAUGUUGACGUGUAACACAAUGGUAGAGUCUACUGCAGAAAAAAUGGACGUUCUGUUCGCUCGACCAACGUAAUGUAAUUACCUAACAAGGUCUAAAGACACGCGAAUGGAGGAUCAUAAUGAACCAUCUUAAUGUGGAACCAUCAACAACUGGUUCUAUCCCCAACAUAGUCAGCCUAAAGAACAAAAAGAUGCGUGCAGUGCGAUGUAAGGGUUCGCUUAUUGUUUUAGCCUGCUGUGUUUCACUCUACGCUAUAUAUCUCCACAUUACUCGCUACAGUAACCAUAGCAACGACUUUAAGCUGAUGGAAAUCGAUACAAAUCAGAACAAUGCCAUCGUGAAUACACGUUCUGUAACUGUGGAGAUUCCAGACCCUGAGAGGAGCGGUUCUCAAAUUAUAGAGCACACGAUAAGCGAGAGACAUCAGCGUGUCAACCUUGUGCCGUCAGUCCCCCCAUCUGAUUUUGUUUUACCUGUGGAGGAUUGUCUGCCCCUCCCCAAGUCACCCAGAGAAAAUGUGAAAAUUUGUCUAUUUAAAGAUGACAGCGAUAUUUGGGUAUCCGGAAAUUUAAAAAAAGGUAAACUUUGGGAGGAGGACUUGGUGUUAGAGCUGGAUAAAGCAUUAAAGAAUGACCCUGACCUAAUGCUGGUUGACCUUGGCGCUAACCUUGGCGAGUACACACUGUGGGCAGCGGCCCUGGGUUAUCGUGUCCUGGCCGUUGAGAUGGUUCUAGAAAAUGUCCACAUGCUGCAGACGUCCCUGAUGCUGAGUGGACUCAGUCAGCUGGUCACUAUAGUAAACAACGCCUUGUAUAGUGACCAUCGUACUCUACAGGUCAACUUUAUGGCGAAGAACAUGGGUGGCAGCAGACUGAACACAUCCAAUGUGUUUGAACCACUGGACAACACACGAGGCGUGGUACUGGUCAACACAAUCUGCCUGGAUGACCUCAUUCCUCUCGUGUCCAACACGAGCGUGUACAUGAAGCUGGACAUUGAGAACACGGAACACGAGGCCCUUAAGUGUGCUGACCACUUCUUCUCAAAGGUCAAUGUCAAGGUCGUACAGAUGGAAUGCCUGAACAAGACGCCGGAAGAAAUAAACAUCGUCAUAAGAUUCAUGGACAGGCAUGGCUAUGUCAUGUCCAAAUCGGGCAACAAAAUUGUGCACGUCUCCUCUUGUUCCGGAGACGUCUUUUUCUUAAAAAACAGUUUUUUUCUAAACUCAUCAUUGAACAAAACAAGGACAUUUGGAGUUGUUGAACAGACAUCGCAGCAGUUUACUCAGACUGAAAUGUUGAAGCCAAAACAACUUUUUCUUAUCAGCCCUGUUUGCCUGAAGAAUAAAGAGAUGCGUGCAGUACGAUGUAAAGGCCUGGUUAUUGUUUUAGCCUGCUGUGUUACGCUCUGCGCCUUAUAUCUCCACAUUAGUCGCUACAGUAACCAUAGCAACGACUUUAAGCUGAUGGAAAUCGAUACAAAUCAGAACAAUGCCAUCGUGAAUACACGUUCUGUAACAGUGGAGAUUCCAGCCCCUGAGAGAAACGGUUCUCAAACGAUAGAACACAAGAUAAGCGAGAGACAUCAGCGUGUCAACCUUGUGCCGUCAGUCCCCCCAUUUGAUUUUGUUUUACCUGUGGAGGAUUGUCUGCCCCUCCCCAAGUCACCCAGAGAAAAUGUCAAAAUUUGCCUUUACAAACAGGACAAGGAUGUUUGGCUUUCGGAAAGUUUAAAAAAAAAUAAACUUUGGGAGGAGGACUUGGUGUUAGAGCUGGAUAAAGCAUUAAAGAAUGACCCUGACCUAAUGCUGGUUGACCUUGGCGCUAACCUUGGCGAGUACACACUGUGGGCAGCAGCCCUGGGUCAUCGUGCCCUGGCCGUUGAGAUGGUUCUAGAAAAUGUCCGCAUGCUGCAGACGUCCCUGAUGCUGAGUGGACUCAGUCAACUGGUCACUAUAGUAAACAACGCCUUGUACAGUGACCAUCGUACUCUACAGGUCAACUUUAUGGCGCAGAACAUGGGUGGCAGCAGGCUGAACACAUCCAAUGUGUUUGAACCACUGGACAACACACGAGGCGUGGUACUGGUCAACACAAUCUGCCUGGAUGACCUCAUUCCUCUCGUGUCCAACACGACCGUGUACAUGAAGCUGGACAUUGAGAACACGGAACACGAGGCCCUUAAGUGUGCUGACCUCUUCUUCUCAAAGGUCAAUGUCAAGGUCGUACAGAUGGAAUGCCUGAACAAGACGUCAAAAGAAAUGAUUAUCGCCAGAGAAUUCAUGGACAGGCAUGGUUACGUCAUGUCUCAGUCGGGCAACCAAAUUGUUCCGGUUUUCUCUUGUUCCGGAGACGCCUUUUUCUUAAAAAAGGUUUUUUUCUAAAUGCAUCAUCGAAGAAAUCAGGAUCAAUUCCAUCUUAUAUAAUUUAUUGUUCUAAUCUUUAUCAUUGAAUAAAACAGCAUUUAUUAAUGACUAUAAUCACUCGGCCAUAUAUCUAGACCAACUUU